Penicillium cataractarum is the source of this 2037-nucleotide messenger RNA. RefSeq lists its product as uncharacterized. The record is from RefSeq and is a predicted model, not a curated record. The coding region runs from base 1 to 2037 and encodes 678 amino acids. NCBI's taxonomy places the organism in Eukaryota, Fungi, Ascomycota, Eurotiomycetes, Eurotiales, Aspergillaceae. The transcript is spliced from 7 exons.
AUGCGCACCCUCCGAGACUUUUUCAUCCGGGUACCUGAUCCAAGUAUACCUUCGCAACCUACCCGCACCAAGGCUCAAAAUUUGGAUGAAGCGCCGGCUUCAUCUCCACCCUCAGAGGCCCCGCGAUCUUCAAUAACGAUAGACCUCACCCAGGAUGACAAUGCGCAGAUAGAGGAAGAUAGCCCUACAGCAGCUCAGCUUGAUAUAUCGCAAUCACGACCAACCACCGAUAAGAGACCGGAACAAUCUGCGCCAGAUCAGAGCUUCACUGGAUCAACCCCGCUGCCCUCGUCACUGAAUAGCAGCUUCAAUCCAUCGCAACGCAUCCUCAAAGAUGGUAAAGAGGUGGUUAUCAGUUCCGACGGGGAUGAUACAGACUCAAUAUCCUCUUUGGAAGAUCCAGAUGUCCUCUUUGCCCCGAUGAACAAACCCAAGAAUGAUGCCCCGCCCCCGCCAAACCCAUAUCAACCGAACAAAGCCUUACUUGCUCAGCUCUCUGCGCCAAAGAAGUACAGGUUCAACCUCGAUUCUCUCGUGCAUGAUGCGGUAGAUGAUGAUGAGAUAGAAGCCAACGUCGCCAAGGCUAGGGCACGAUUACAACAAAAUGGAGUCCAAGAUGGUGCUGGGGGAUCAAAGAAAGGACUGAACGAGGGCGUGUUGGCAUCCGCUCUGGGCGGCGAUUCCGAUGAAGGGCCGGGUCUCCAACGUCUCAUGGACGCCGUUCGAAGAACCGAGGCCCUCGAACAAAGUCGUAACUGGCGGUUCUUCGAUCAGAGCCAGUUGCCACCUGCCACGCCAAACUUUCCUAUUGAAUUGUUCCCACCAGAAUCGCCUCUGGCAGGACUGAGAGAACCUGACUCUCGCGCCCGGCUCCUCCAGUCCGGUAUUUUAGAGUACGCUGCGUCAAUGCAGCGUUUGCCAGAUGAUUUCCUCUUGUGGAUCAUCCGGUCUAUUCCCCUUGAACCUCGAGAAGAGUUGAGGAAGGCUUAUUGUCGGAUUUUCACGCAAACACCUAAAGAGCAAACGGGAUCAUUGAUGCGCCAAGAUACUAUAGACGGACUCUUCCGUCAACUGGGGGCUAGGCCACACGCGUUGAUUCUAUGUGAACCAGUUAUCGCAGAUCCUCCUGAACCAUCGUUACACGCACCACCUACUAGAGAGCGACCGGCCUUGGUUUCCGUCUUAAAUCUGAUUCGAGACACCGCGGCAGCGGAGCUGUUUGACGAUGAUACCCAGGUGCACGCGAUUCAGAUUCUACUUCGAAUGUCGCUGGAUACAGCAUUAACUACAGACUGCGCCAUACGUGCUGAACUUCAGGGAACGUUGACUUCCCUUCUGGAAUUCGGGCCGAGGCAGAGAAUUGAAUAUCAAAUUUGCACCAGCGUUUUUGAAACGAUCAAAGAUCCGCAGUUUCAGAGCCGGCUAUUACAACAAAUUCUCCCAACGUCAACAUGGGUGUCCUUGCUCCGAUAUCGACUCGCCGUUUCAUUUCUACUGCAGGACCCAAGCCCCUUAACCGAGCCCCCAGAGGUGGUACUUGGUCUGCGGCGUAUCACUGAUCUCUUGGUGCGUGACGAACGAUUCCAAGUAAAGAAACACCGAGGUAAUAGCGACUACGACUACGGUGAUUUAAUUGCUAUCGCCUUGCAACUCGAGGUGUGCAUCAACUCGGCCCUCUUCGACUUAAAGUAUCGGCAGGCAGACACGGAGGUAAAGUUCAAUAAAGCGAUCGACCAGCUGGCUGCGCAGAUCAAGAAAAUCUUCACCUCCAUUGAAGAUACCGGCGCAUCCCAUCUCCAGCGCAUGCUGGCAAAGGACGCACUAGAGACACUGCACUAUCGGAUGAUUUACUCGGUUCGCUCCAAGGCUCCUCCCAAGAAGACAUUGUUUAAAAACUUCAGGAGGGAAACAAAUCACAACCUCAAAGAUAUGUUCAUGAGAGGGAACACUGCGACAGACACCACCGAUGGAGCAACCGAUACUGCAGAUACCGAAAGUGCCGGUGGCAUGGCAAUGCCCAUUCGACGACAUGAUUAG